AUGCUGAGACAAAUGCAGCUGCGUUGGAGCGGCCACCUGGUGCGCAUGCACGACGGGCGACUACCCAAACGAAUCUUCUACGGAGAUUUCGCGACGGGCUCUCGUCGCCAAGGAGGCCAAAUUCGUCGAUACAAGGAUACUCUGAAGUCCUCCCUGAAGCAUCUGCAAAUUAAUCCGACCAACUGGGAAGAGCUCGCCCUCGACCGACCGACCUGGAGAAGGAAAGUGAAGACAGGCGUUGCGAUCUAUGAGGCCAACCGCAUCGCCGCUGCCAAAGUGAAACGCGACGCACGGAAAUCACAGCCACGCCCCGCCCGCAACGCCGACGCACAACCGCUUCCAACGUGUUCUCGGUGUCAACGGACAUUCCAGGCACGAAUUGGACUCAUUGGACACCUUCGGACCAACCGCACCUCCCAUACCGCACCAACCGCCGUCCCUCCGCCCGCCUCUUCCUCGUCCUCUCCGCCGCCAACUAACUCUGACAAUUCUUCUGAACCACCGCUUCCGUCCUUCCCCUCCUCCUCCUCCUCCCCCCUCCUCCUCCUCCCCUUCCUCCUCCUUCUCCUCCUUUUCCCCAUUCUCCUCUCCCUCCUCCUCCUCCUCCUCUUCUUCUUCUUCCUCCCCUCCUUUCUUCCCCCGCCUCUUUCUCUUCCUCCUCCUGCCCCACUGCACCAACCACGGCCGCUGUGGUGGCCGUCACUCACAGCAGCAUCACACACAUCCAUGACACAACAACAGACACCAUCCCUCCAACCUCCGACUGCAGGGAUGAGGACCAGGACUACACCUGCCCUCACUGCGACCGCACCUUCACCUCACAUAUCGGCCUGGUCAGUCACUUGCAAAUCCAUCGCACAGAGACUCGCGAACCAGUGCCAGGAGCACCAACCUACACCCACCGCACUCGCCUUCACCGCCCACACUGCCCUCGCACCUUCACGCAUCGCAUGGGCCUAUUCGGCCACAUGCGCAUCCACGACGACCUGCGGUAGGCAACCGCCGGCUACACCACACCACAACACUCUCCCUCCCUGCCUCCACCACCACCACCACACAUCAGCACUCACACACCGCAAGCACCCAACUGCCACCUCACAUGCAAGUGGGAAGUGUGCAUCUCGACUCGGUCCCCAUGCGGCUUCGGCUGCACGGGUGACUUGAGUCUGAGACAAUCCCGACAAGUCAAGCGUCGUGGAUAGGAAGGCUGCUGAUUGACGUCCCCACUCGGUCCACGCAGUCCGCCCCGCUGUGUGUGUGUUGUGUGGAGUGGCGGACUGGUGGGCUGGGAACGGGCUGAAACAGCACCUUCCACGGCACUCUGACGCAAGUGAGAGACACGCCGUUCAACUCCCGUUGUGUGAAAUCCUGGUGUUUGUGUGUAUGGGGGUCCAGGUCGUGCUCGUGGCGCGCGCAGUCAUGGUCAGUCGAUCAUGCCAGCCACCGCGCCCAUUUCCUACUGCAGUCUCCUGACUGGCUCGGACAGCGGCUGCGGUGUGGGGAUGGGAAGGGAGAGUGAGGUCGACGACUCAGCGCACUUUCUCCUCACUAUAAACAAUCUGACGCGCUUGAAGCUAUCACGGUGCGCUAAAAGCCGUGGCUUGGAAGGUUGCCAACUGACGGGGUAACUUGGACCUCCUCCUCGACUGAUGGGGGUCUGAGAGUCAGGCUGCAAUGGCUCCUUUUUAAUGUGGCCUUUAUGGCACUCCUAUCACAGUGUGGGAUCCGAGCCAGGCGUUGUCGGCACGCCUAGGUGCGGCUUCGGCCGUGCCAGCCUCCAAUCUCGGUUGUGUUGGUUGAAAUCCUGGUUAUUUGUUGUGCGGACCAGGGGGUGUGGGGGACCGCCAAGGUGAGGAUACGUCCGAGCCAUCCACCUGCGGCCUCCCUCGUCUCCGGUCUUCUUGACUCUGUCUUGACACCGAGCUAGGGAGACGGAGGAGAGAGUGUAGGUAGAUGCAGCGCAAGUCUACCGGCACUAUAAACCCCUGCGCAAGUCACCGUCCCUGCUCCCACGGCUGCUGCAGCUGUGGGGCACACGGUGGACAUCAUCGAAAUCGAUGGUCGAACUUUCACUGCAGCCUACCUACCAUCUUCAAAUUUUAUUUCGUUGGAUGCCUGCCUUUCAAUAUAUAUGUCAAAUGUAAUGGUAGAGAGGGUUCACUGAUCGUGUUAUCGAACUCAAUGGUCCCUCCUUGUGUCUUGAGACCGCGCAGGGGCGCGUAUUACAAGCAAAAAACCACUACCGACAAAGACAAGGGAGACUGAGAUAGCCAUUUCCGGCUUAUUAGCCGUCUUCAGUCACGCACAACCGCAAAGAUUGUAAGACCGGUAAUGCUAUUCUGCCUAUAUCAUACGCCGCUGUGCGACUGCUGGUUGGACUCCAGAGAGAGAGCCCAUAGGGGAAAAAGGGACGGGUGAGUUCUGUAAGAACGAUCGGUGAGUGGCCCUCUACCAUUGUAUAUUCGCGAUCGCAACCGGCAGGACAACGAGCCAGCGGCUCAGUGGUUAAAGGCGUUGGACUUCUAACCAACAGGUCGCAAGACCGAGCCUCGGGUGUUCCACACUUCGGGGUUGGUAAUGGCUGGCUGAUGACGGCUAAUGGGCUAGAAGGGGAUAUUCCAAUCUCCCUUGUCUUUGUGGGUAAUGUUAUUCUGCCUGUAGAUAGCUUGUCAGCUGGGAAGCCUUUCAGAUGCAAUAAACAGAAGUGUACUCCAAUCCGAUUUUUGUACAUGGAACCUGGAAACCUCUGCCAUAGCGGAGACGUUAACUGGAACCCAGUCCAUAGUUUCCUGAGUUUGUUAGCUGCUUGCGGCAACCGUAACUGUGGACAGACAGUUCUGAGGACAAGUGAAUAAAUAACGGCAACAUUUUGGCUAAACUGAGCCUACAAAAUUUAACAAACUUCAGUUUAACAACUGGGGGAAAUUAGAAACGACCAGCCUUAUCCGAAAUAAUACGCCACUUCAUUCUCCCGAGUGUACCUAAGCCACCCUCUAACAGCUCAUUCAUGGCUCCUACAAGCAGUUAAAAAAACAAUCAAAACAACUGCCACGACGACGACGACGACGACGACGACGACGACGACGACGACGACGACGACGACGACGACGACGACGACGACGACGACGACAGCGUGUAUAGUACCAAACCCGAGGACUGAAAAUAGUCUGGGAAUCGACUGGUGCGUGCGUGCGUGUCGUCCUAUUGGCCCUCGUGCUUGCACGUGUCCUCUAUCUCAGGCUACCUUUUGAGGUCUUGUCUCAUACUGUCUGAGGUCUGACCACCAAUUCAAGACUCUUACCGUGUCCUGAUAGGUUCAGUCGCGUCAGAUUCAUGAUAAUGAAUGAUGCAACGAUUUGCCGUAAAGACGGAUUCCCCGGUGUUAACUUCAUUCUCUUCUUCAUCUGCCAUCAUGCUUCAGUCGACUGUUCCAGCCUGACAGUCAACUGUUGGUGGGAUUGGGGGGCAAUGGCUGACGCGACGUGAAGGCCUAUGUCUGAGCCUGUAUGGCGGGCUGUGCGCGCUGCCAGAUUAACGCGUGCUGUUAGCCAAUCUGGCCCCCUGUCCUGAUCCAGCGCGCAUCUACAGCGGGACCCCUUUGUGGGAGCGCAAAGUCGGACAGCACACACAUGCGCGCAUCGAGAGUUCGACCGUCAUAGGGGAACGACCACUGUGCACCCCGCAGAGUCGGCGCCGCAUGGGUCACUUACGCGUGAGGUGGAAUUGCGUUGCAUCCUCCAUACCCCCUCCUCUCCCCACCCUGCUCCGAUGACAAGACAAUGUCAAGACGACCGCAGCCGAACUCAGGCACAGUGGCCGACAAAACUAGACGACCCGUCUACGCGUGCCACACACGAGCUGUUCCCCACAGAAUGCACCUGGCACACACACACCUACUCAUGCAUUGCUACUUGACCUCUGUUGACACCAAUCUCUCAUCUGUUACCUCACGAAACUGUAACAUGCCUGAAGGCUACAUACCAGUAGCCGCUAAAAUCCUUUUUGUUCAACCAAUCAGCUUUAGCUUGCCACCGCAACACAGCGCGCGUGAGGAGAGCUGGCCGCAGGGCCGCCUCUGAGUGGUCCUCACACGGCCUGUAACUACCGUAUUGUCGUGUGUUUAUUCAGAAGUCUGCCAACGCCUUACUGUGCCCAUUUUGUUCCUUCGCCAUUGUAGAACCUGGAGAAGGGUCUGUCCAACAUGCAGUCGGAGAUGCACCGAGCCACAGCCAAGGCGACCCGAACGGCAGAGGCCUCAGCUGCGGAACGCAUCGAGAAGUCUGAGGCUAGGGUCAAACAGCUGCAGGUUGAGCUCAACGAGAAGAACCAGCUGCUUGCCAGUCAACGCAGUCAACUCGAGGUACGUGGGUUUGUUCCUGGCGGGGUAACAAACGGUAUUUUCAAUUUUCCUCCCUGGGGUCUGCAAACCACACCCUAA
Spirometra erinaceieuropaei is the source of this 4438-nucleotide messenger RNA. The record is from the annotation of a GenBank genome assembly. Lineage: Eukaryota; Metazoa; Platyhelminthes; Cestoda; Diphyllobothriidea; Diphyllobothriidae.